Messenger RNA from Protopolystoma xenopodis, 976 nucleotides. The record is from the annotation of a GenBank genome assembly. NCBI's taxonomy places the organism in Eukaryota, Metazoa, Platyhelminthes, Monogenea, Polystomatidea, Polystomatidae.
GCGAUUCAUAAAAAUAAAAAUUGAUAUGAGAGAUUUAUCAAGCGUCUGGAGCCUGAUAGAAUUGGCGGCGCCACUUUUCCCUUCACAACGUGCUUCCCCCAUGACUAGUCUGAUCCCGCCGCCUAUUUUCAGCGAAUAUGAUUUCGACUCAUCUGAUGAGGAGGAUGUCCGAAAUACUGUGGGAAAUAUUCCUCUACAGUGGUAUGACAAACUCGCACACCUAGGAUACGAUGUAACCGGGAGACCCUUAAUGAAGCCAGGGGCUUUCACAGAUCCUAAAGAUUCAAUUGAUAAAUUCAUUGACUUUACUGGUGAUCCUGACUCUCUAUGGAGAACAAUAAGCGACCCUCUCACUGGACAAACUGUUGUACUCACUGAUACUGAUAUUGAGAUUGCUACAAAGUUGGCAUCUGGGAAAGGAAUUACCGGGGAUACCGAGACUCCUUUCGAGGAAUGGAAUGAGUGGUUUUCUAGUGAUACUAUGCUGACGCCUAUUAGCGCCAGACCACCUGUCAAAAGGAAUUUUUUACCUUCUGUUCUUGACAAACGAAAGGUUGGUCGCAUGGUUCAUGCUAUCAAAAUGGGUUGGAUGACUCCUCGUCUUCCGUCGUGGGCCAUCUCCGAUCCCAAUGACUUAGGUGCCUUACGCCGUUAUGCGGCCUGCACUGCCUCAGGUGGCACGGCUGUUAUUGAUUCAGAUGAUGAUGAUUCUUCAUUUUUCCUGGGUUUUCCUUCUUCAUUACUCUCAACUCACAUUUUUUCUGAUGUUUGGGAAUCUCAGCAUUCUAAAGAUCACAAUUUACCUAUUGCUUCGACGGCCGAAAGCGAGUGGCGUCGUCGACUGCCCCUUGCUCUUCAGAAUUACCGACCUCCCAGACCUAGUCCUUACCAACGUGCAGCUGAAGAGCCAUUGCCGGGUCAUGGCGCCUCCUAUAAUCCUGCCCCUGAGUUCCUCCUUUCGAAAGAUGAGUCUUAA